AGCGCGCCGCGAAGCUCCUGCUGCCUGGCAGUUGCCCGCGCGCCUGCCUCGGGCGGGUGCGAGGUACGGCGGCAAGAGCGGGAGAACAUAGAGAAACGGAAGGUGCAGCAAGAUGCGCCAAGCCUGAGGGACCGGCCGCAGCUUGGUGGCAAUCCUGCCAGGACACUGCGCGGCCAAGCGCGCGCGGCUCCCCACCGGGCCCGGGCGCGCAUUGCACAAGCCACCGGGGCGCUGCGUUGGCAGUG
This is a messenger RNA of Amoebophrya sp. A25, 245 nucleotides long. Lineage: Eukaryota; Dinophyceae; Syndiniales; Amoebophryaceae. The record is from the annotation of a GenBank genome assembly.